Messenger RNA from Camellia sinensis, 1081 nucleotides. NCBI's taxonomy places the organism in Eukaryota, Viridiplantae, Streptophyta, Magnoliopsida, Ericales, Theaceae. The record is from RefSeq and is a predicted model, not a curated record.
AAGAAAAUAGAGGAAGAAGAUGAAGUCUACAAAUGACAACAACAAUGGCAACAAUAGUCAUAAUAACAACUGGUUGGGUUUCUCUCUCUCACCCUACAUGAAAAUGGAGGUUUCUUCAAACCCUCAUCAUCAGUACAAUCAUCAUCAUCAUCAACCUCAGCUAGUUCUUCCUUCUGGCUUCUAUCUCUCCCCUUCUUCACACCUCAACAGCUCUGCAAUCUGUUAUGGGGUUGGAGAAAAUGGUGGCUUUCACUCACCCUUGUCUGUAAUGCCUCUCAAGUCAGAUGGAUCUCUCUGUAUCAUGGAAGCUCUCAGUAGAUCACAACCACCACCACCACCACAAGGGAUGGUGCCAAACUCUUCCCCUAAACUUGAGGACUUUCUUGGUGGUGCAACAAUGGCAGCCCACCACCAAUACAGUACCAAUGAGAGAGAAGCAGUGGCUCUAAGCUUAGACAGCAUGUACUACCACCACCAAAAUGCUGAUCAACAAACCAAUAGGCAACAACAACAGCAAAAGAUGGAUGAAGUUCAACAACACCAGCAUUAUUACAAUGGACUCUCAUGCAAUGAUGGGUUGUACCAACAGACACCAUUGGAGGAGCAGAGAGAAGAAGAAACCAGGGAGACCCAAUUUGCAGACUCAGAUAAUACCCAGAUCAGUGCUUGCCUGAAAAAUUGGAUUGUGGUGGAGGAUUGUGGUGGCGCGUGUGGGUCAGGUGGUGGUGCAGUGGGUGGUUGUGAUCUACUGAGAGCUUCCAUGAUACAGAGAGAUCCAUCUGACUUGAGAGGCAUUACAGACAAGGGUGAGUGAAAGCCACCAUUUUCUCCAACCCCAUAACAGAUUGCAGCGCUGUUGAGGUGUGAAGAAGAUCAAGCUCUUCGCCACCUGCUUCGUCCUUUCCGGCCAGCGUACAUCUUGAGAAACUAUACUCGAAGCAUACAUAUUGAUACACAUUCACACACCCAAGACGGACACCCAGCAGAUGCAUACACGCUGAACACAUACACACACAAGCUCCACCUCCCUCCCUCUCGGCAUGCACAACACCACCACCACUACCAUGCAUACACACACACC